This is a messenger RNA of Perca fluviatilis (European perch), 921 nucleotides long. Its product is annotated as protein pitchfork-like. The coding region runs from base 352 to 825 and encodes 157 amino acids. The transcript is spliced from 6 exons. Gene Ontology annotation, molecular function: cytoskeletal protein binding. Lineage: Eukaryota; Metazoa; Chordata; Actinopteri; Perciformes; Percidae. Gene Ontology annotation, cellular component: ciliary basal body. The record is from RefSeq and is a predicted model, not a curated record. Gene Ontology annotation, biological process: regulation of cell projection organization.
CAGCAGUUGCAUGUCAUGUCUAUGGUCGCGACUCUCUCGUUAUCCAGCUACCUCGGCUCUGGAGAGAAGACGAGGAGAAAACCAACGCAUAAUGCGUAUACCGGAACGGUUACGUUUUGCAUUGACUUAUAUAAUACCCCUACUAAUCGGAUGAGAGAUAAAAUUGCAGCCGCUGUUAAUUCGGAGUUACAGUGCAGUGUGUUUAAGGAGUAGUGUGUUUAGCCGCCAACAAGUCACGCCGCCACUAGCGUGCAUGAACUUCAGUAACGUUAGCUCAGAUGCUAAUCAUCGCCUAGUUUUGUAGCUUUGGAGAAGACGACAGAGAACCAGGUAGCGCACUGAGUCACCAGGAUGUUGUUAGCUGUGCAGAGGCAGCGGGUCCUGAAGGUGUCCUCCAGAGAGGGUAGGUUUGGCACCCUACUCUAUGACUUACAGAGGACACCGGGGAGUAAGAAAGGAUAUGGUCUGUCUGCCAGGACCGCAGCACGCUUCCCGCCCUGUAGCAAGACAGCGACCCCUUCCCCACAGCAGUACCAGCAGGAUCAAAGCCGGUCCAGAGCCCCCCCUCCUGGCAAAACCCCUUUCAACUCAACCACAGAGAGGUUCAGAAGCAUGUCAUGUACAGCGGAGGACAGCCCAGGGCCCGGGACCUACGCUCACGAUGCAGUGACAAACAGGAAAGUGAGCUGGCCCAUGUGCUUCGGAAACCCCGACUGGUCCAGGCUGCCCCAGACGCAGAAGAAGUCACUCCGGGUGAAGCUAAACAAAGAAAAGGAGUUCCUGAAGCACAGAAGCAAGGUGGCCUACCUGAGUUUGUACUACUAACUCUAAAGCUGACGGAUGAAAUCCCACCGGGAUACUAAUGUAAAAACUGGUGCCUUUGUCAAAUUAUUUUCCUCAACUUUUACAGACAUUACCUGG